CACGUUAGCAUAGCUUAUACAUACAUCGAGUUCACUGAACGUCAUGUAGAUGAUUCGUCUUCAGGCAAACUAUCUGAAGCCGUACCUAUACAUAAUCAUCUGUUAUUGUAUAUGGUCGAGACAUAUCCAUAACCAUCUGUCAUAAAAGGUUAUGUUAUUAUCUAUACGAGAGUUUGUUCAGUGUCAAAAGUUAAUUCAAUAUUUUGUUUGUUUUCCGCAACUAUAUAUUUGUAAGUAACAAUAAUUGAGAAGAAAUGUAUCUUUACAAAGAGUUUCAAGCAGUCGUGCUUGCUGGUGGAGGAGGAUCUCGUAUGACUGAACUUACUCAUGGACAGUACAAAUGUUUAUUGCCAAUAGGAAAUAUACCAAUGCUCUGGUAUCCUCUCCAAUUAUUAGAACAUGCUGGUUUUAAAGAGGCCAUUGUUGUUGUAUCUGAGAACAUGGGAAACAAUGUAUCAUUUGCUUUGAACAAAUUAAACCUCAAGAUUAAAGUAGACAUUGUUGCGGUUGAAAAUGCAGAAGAUCUUGGAACUGCAGAUUCCAUUAGGCACAUACAUGACAAAAUUCACACUGAUUUCUUAGUGAUUUCCUGUGAUUUAAUCAGUAAUGUUGACAUAUGCGAGAUUUUAAAUCUGUAUAGAAAACAUAAUGCCAGCAUUGCUGCACUCAUGCUUCCUGUACCCAAACUACCAGACGACUUUGUAACUCCAGGUCCAAAAAAUAAACAAAAACCAGAGACUGAUUUGAUAGGUAUUGAUAAUGAAACAGGACGUUUAGUGUUUUUGGCUUCAGCUUCUGACUUUGAGGAAACCAUUAACAUUUCUCAAAUGCUUCUUAAAAAACAUAUAAGUUUCACUAUUCACUCAAAAUUGCUGGACGCUCAUCUAUAUGUGAUGAGUAAAUGGGUUUUAGAUUUUUUGGUGCACAAUAAGAGUUUCAGUACUUUAAAGGGUGAACUUCUUCCAUAUAUUGUUAGAAAACAAUUGACUAAGCCUCCUAAAAAACAUAUAGAUGAUAAAAAUACAUUAAUAGUACCGGUUAAUUCAAAGAAAGAUAUCUAUGAUUUUGCUGAUGAGGAACCUCUAGACGAAUUAAUCAGGAAAAUGUCAGCAUAUAACGAUCACAGUACUGAUUUAAAAAAUGUGUAUCAUGGGGAUGUGCUAAGAUGUUAUGCUCAUAUUGUUAACGGGAAAUUCGGGAUUAGAGCAAACACUAUUCAGAUGUACCAUUUUGCCAAUACCAAGAUAUCAGAAUGGUGGAAUAAUAAUGAUAUGGAAAAAUCUAAUAUUCCAAGUAUCUCGGCUACGGCUACUAUAAAAAGUACACAAAUGCAAGAUUGUCACGUCGAUGACAAUGCUAUUAUACAUGAAAAAACUUCCCUUAAACAAUGUUACAUUGGACCAAAUGUAGUUAUUGAAUCAAAGACUAGAAUAUCACAGAGUGUUGUAAUGGAAAAUGUUACUAUUAAACAAAGGUGCGUGAUACAUAAUUGCAUACUAUGCAAUGGUUGCAUUAUCGAAGAAGGUACAGAAUUAAAGGAUUGCGUGGUUGGUUCUCAACACAUUGUAGCAAGUGGAAGUCAACAUUCUCGUGAAGUUCUUACUGACGCUGAUAAACUUAUAGAAUUUUAAUUAUUUAUUUUCAGUAUACACAAUAAAGAAUUUGUAAAAAUAA
This is a messenger RNA of Megalopta genalis, 1674 nucleotides long. It is a transcript of the gene eIF2Bgamma, whose product is annotated as eukaryotic translation initiation factor 2B subunit gamma. Gene Ontology annotation, biological process: cytoplasmic translational initiation; biosynthetic process. Gene Ontology annotation, molecular function: guanyl-nucleotide exchange factor activity; translation initiation factor activity. Gene Ontology annotation, cellular component: guanyl-nucleotide exchange factor complex; eukaryotic translation initiation factor 2B complex. Lineage: Eukaryota; Metazoa; Arthropoda; Insecta; Hymenoptera; Halictidae. The record is from RefSeq and is a predicted model, not a curated record.